Ixodes scapularis (black-legged tick) is the source of this 678-nucleotide messenger RNA. RefSeq lists its product as uncharacterized. NCBI's taxonomy places the organism in Eukaryota, Metazoa, Arthropoda, Arachnida, Ixodida, Ixodidae. The transcript is spliced from 6 exons. Gene Ontology annotation, molecular function: protein binding. The coding region runs from base 1 to 678 and encodes 225 amino acids. The record is from RefSeq and is a predicted model, not a curated record.
AUGCCGCAAGAAUUGUUGGUGUACCUUGCGGACGCCUGCGGCACCAUAACUGGCAAAGCAAUGCGUUCUCACUACCUCACCCUCCGUGACGCCAAGGCAACCAUGUCGGUGUACUCGCACAAGGGCAACACCCUGCCACGGACGGUGCAGAAAUGCCGGCUCCAGUUCCAGACGGAGUCACACGCCAAACUGACGCUCACCUUCGUCAAGCUGGACACCACCCAGAAGCCUUUCGUUUGCUACAUGUACCUCAAGCUCUACAUGUCGGACAGGCCAGACGUCGUGUGCGGAAGGGAUGCCUCGAGCAAAAGCAUCUCCACCACGGGACCCCAGAUGGCGCUGGAAUGGGUCAUCAACAGUGGCGGCGACAAGCCCGGGGGAAUUCACAUGGUUCUCACCAGCUACAGGGAUAGCGAUAUCUCCGGAAACUGCGAAUCUGACAUGUACUCGUGCAGCAACCGACGUUGCAUCUUCCGAGGUUUCGUGUGCGACGGCAUCAACAAUUGCGGCGACAGCAGUGACGAAAGGCUGUGCAUUGGCGGUCGCCAGGACCACACCCUCGUCUUGGCCAUAGUGGUACUUGCCCUGCUCUUCGUGGUCGGUGUCGGUGUCGUGAUGCAGAUCGCCUACAACCGCCGUGUGACUCGGAAACCCGGCAGCAAACACGCGAAACUUUGA